This is a messenger RNA of Porites evermanni, 4199 nucleotides long. Lineage: Eukaryota; Metazoa; Cnidaria; Anthozoa; Scleractinia; Poritidae. The record is from the annotation of a GenBank genome assembly.
GUACCAUACAGGAAUAGUUACAAGCUAGAAGACUGUGAUAACCGAAGAAAAUGGGUUGAACAGGUCACCAGAAAAUCUUUAUCAAAUGUUAGUCAGUGGCUGGAUCCACAGGAUACCCAUGGGAGUCAUUCCACUGAACGUUUGGCGGGGAAUAUAGAAAACCUCAUUGGAUUAGCUAAAAUUCCUUUGGGUGUUAGUGGUCCGCUUCUCAUUAAGGGUGAUCAUGUAAAUGAACAUAUUCUAUGCCCUUUUGCAACUACAGAAGGUACACUUGUUGCAUCUUCCACCAGAGGAGCUAUAGCAAUGACCAGGUAAUUUUAACCGUAUAAAGCGGAGCUCUCGCUCAGCAGAACAGCAUGGGUAAGAAAAAAAAAUUGGUUAUCCACAUGAUUGCAUCCAAUAAAUUUUGGUUCUGACAAAAUCGUCCAUUUGUAUGUUCGCCCCUUCAUGUUAGCGGAUGUGAAAUGUCUUACUUACUUGCUCAAUAACAUCAAGGCAAAAUAAUCGUGUUUGAUUUGAUAUUGAAUUUCCAUGUUAUGAUCAAUCCGGACAACUGUCAAAAGAAGAUGCCCGCUGAACAGUGUCACAUCACUGUAUCGCUUGGGUCCACUCGAGUGAGUCGACGCUCUUAAAGAAAUGAUAAAACUGACAAGUGUUUGUAGGGCGGCCAUUUCUUUCAGCUCAAAUUUGCAAAAAAUGAAAAUGAUUACAAUUUUGAUAAAAAGUGAUCAAAUGUGUAUUAAAUAAAUUUGCUUUUCAGGGGGGCAGGAGUUUCCUCCCGAAAGUUGAAAGUUUACACCUAGUGCGACCUAGUGCAAUGAUCUACAAUGUCGAUUAUUUUUGAAUAAUUAUGUACCAGUUGAGUGUUGGUAUGGGACACAUACAGUUUGAGCAUGUUAUGGCAACCUUGAGUAAAACGGGUGUAUAAUUCCGUUAUUCUAGGUGCGGAGGAGUCAGUGCAAGAGUGAUUCAGCGACGAAUCAUGAGAACACCGCAUUUUGUUACGGACUCCAUCCAGCAGGCACAGACAUUGUCAUCCUGGUUAAUUUCCCACUUUGAAGAACUUAAGUUAAGAGCCGGUGAAGUUAGCCAACACUGCAAACUUCAAGCGCUGGAACCUUGGUUUGUCGGUCCGUUUCUUCUUCCUUUUUUUUUGUUUGAUACUAGACUGUACGGCUCGAAAAACUGAGAAAAGCUUUAACCUCAAUGAAUGUACAAGUUAAAGAAAGUAACAAUGCUUGAUAAACUCCUUAAUUUGAGUGUUACCCCUUCUUCCCUCCCUUUUUCCUCUUAUUUCUUUCUAGGUCGCAAUCUGCUGAUGGAAUUCGUUUACGAUUCUGCUGAUGCCGCUGGACAAAAUGGUGUAACUGUAACCACCUGGCACGCAUGUCAGUGGGCUCUAAAACAGAUCGCCAAGGAGCAACCGAAUAUCAACAUCAGGGAGUUUUACAUUGAAUCUAAGUGUAGUGGCGAUAAAGGUGCACUAGCAAAGAAUUACAUUAAAGGUCGUGGAAUUGAAGUUCAGGCCGAAGCUUAUAUUACAGAAUCUGUCCUGCAAAAUGUCUUAAAGGUACCUUGCACAAUGUAACAUCCUUGCUUUAUUGUAAGUUUCUUUUGUUGCAAUCCUUGAUCGAGGACAAGGUUGGUUGUUACGUAGUUUAUGUAUUUGAUAAAUAUUCUUCAAAACUAGCAUUCGAAAUCCCUCGAAUCCUUUUUUACCCGUUCUUGACAUAAAUAUUAGUCAGCAAUUCGGGUAUUGGCUUCACAAAGUUUUCUAAUCUUCCAACCUCAUUUUCAAGCUCUGCACUGUUAAAACAGCUGAGCCGUGGUCUUAGUAUGAUGUCAUAUGUGACAUUCUCCCAACUGGAACUUUGCAGUAAAACCGUUUCCUAUAUAAUACGCUAAAAAACGUAAUAGCACUUUAGUUUCCUAUAAUACGAUUCACUGCAAAAUUGGCUGACCAUAAAAAAAUUAGGACUUUCACAAGUACACUUUCUCAUCAAUGUUUUUAAACAAAUUAAAAUUUGGAACUUCAUGUGCAUUCAAAGAUAGUGUGCCCUGAUGAAGCAGUCUUUUAGAUAUAAUUAGAACUGCUUCGACCAUGUCUAAAUGUAAGUCAGAACAUUAUCGCCAUGUUUAGCUUCUGGCUUUGUGAUCAGACCACUAAUGUUAACAUGCAAUAUAAUAUGCUUUUCUUUCAUUUCCAUGCCCUUCUUUGAAACUAGCUUUGUAUGAAGAAACGUUGAACUGGCAGGGGUAGAGAAAAUCGUAUGCAAGUUUGUAGGCACAGAUCAGUAAAUUUGUUUGUGUUAUGCAACAUUUCAGCUAUUUAUUUUUUCCUUUGCAUAAAAGGUAGAUUCCUCUACCUCGAACAGGUGUUUCCACGCUCUCCAGAUUGGUGCGCAGAGAGCUGGCUCGUACUGUGCUAAUGUAUGCGUCAGUAAUACAAUUGCUGGGAUAUUCGCUGCUACGGGACAGGAUUUGGCGUGUGUUCAUGAGAGUUCCUGGGCCAUGCUUGAGAUAACAACGGAAAGAGAAAUAAAAGUUGCUGGUAAAUAAAAAGUAUUUGAAUAUGUUAGCCUAACUUCAAAGUUACUUCACCGUUUGUUAUUGAAAAAAAAUAGUAGGAAAACGGUGUGUAGAUAAACGUUCUUGCGAUGGACUCUAUCCCUGGAAAUGGAGCAAAGAACCUUGUUUUUUCCAACGAUCAUUUUAUUACAUUAAUUUCGAUGGUUAAAAAUCCUCGUUUGCUGCCGGAAAUGGUACAAAUUCUGCCCUCAGAAGAUCUGAGUAACCGUCUCCUUGUGCAUUGUGUGAAAUCGGCUGAGAAAAGUCGUUUGCUUGUAGCAGCGAAAUACUCAAAGAGUUGAAAUAAACGCUGCCUUUGAAUAAACCGGUUGUCGGAAACCCUAAAAAUAAAAAAAAAAGGGCUUUGCAAAUAAUCGAAUUAGCUAAAAAGAACGGGAUCCGGGAAUUGAAAAAAGGUAAAAUUAAGUCGGUAUAUCUAACGAGAGAAUAACACUUAAACGUCUUCAAGGUGGCUCGAAUCUCCUUCCCUCAAUAUUAAAACAUAAUUAGCAUGCAUGACAAGUUAAUAGCCAUUAAUCCUCUUGUUCUCCUUUUUAUUUUCUUUUUGCCUUUUAAAAUAACAACGCUAUUACAAUAAGAUGUAAAUACAGAAGUUAACACAUUCAUCUUACGUUCUUUUUAUGCUCAAGGAACUGAGUCUGGUGAGUUAUACGAACCGGGGAUUUACGCUAGCCUUGUUAUUCCUACUCUUCUUAUUGGAACCGUGGGAGGUGGAACAGGGACACCAACUGCAAAAGAAUCUUUGAGAAUGAUGGGUUGUUUUGGAAAGGUAGGAAUCUUGCCGUGCAAGUAACAAAAAAGCAUUUGAAGGUUUGAAAUCUCUGAUGGGGAAUUAAGAAUUCGGCGACGAGCAGUCACCAUGAGGACGCUUUUCCCCGCAAGAAUUCAUAAACUGUUUUCUUCACUUCACCUUCAGCACAAAACCUGUUGGCCACUUUAGUACCGGAAAAAUCCCCACCGGGAUAAAUAUCUUACUCAUUCAUGACACUUAACGUAUUCCUGCUUACCUUUCCAAGUGGCUCUCUGAGGAUAGUGGUCGAACUUUGCCCCCUCCACACCGCCGCGCGCCCCCAACCAAAACCACAACUAUCCCUCGUUUGCUGCCGGAAAUAGUACAUUUUCUGCCCUCAGAAGAUCUGAGUAACCGUCUCCUUAUGCAUUGUGUGAAAUCGGUUUAAAAAAGACGUUUGCUUGUAGCAGCGAAAUGCGCAAAGAGUUUUAAAAAUGAAAAAAAAUUGACUUGUGAUGUCAUUUGCCUUGGUGGAGUUAGAGAAUAUCUUAUAUAUUUUUUUUGUUACUGCGUUGAGAUUGCAAAUUUGCCAACGCAAAGAGAUUGAAAAUCUGACGCCGCUAGAAAAAUUCACAUGUAGUACUUUGGUGCCAAAGGAAAUUAAAAAUCCAACAAACAAAGAAACAAAAAACUGACCGAAAAUUUCCCUGAUGUUCAAAGAAGUCCAUUUCCUCCUCUAUUUCAGGGUCGUAUCUACCGAUUUGCGGAAAUAAUAGCUUCAUUCGCGCUGGCCAUGGAGCUCUCCACUCUAUCAGCAGUAGCCAGUGAUCAAUUUGCAAGUGCACACGAGCGAUUUGGAAGGAACAGACCAGAGUCAUGA